Strigops habroptila (Kakapo) is the source of this 996-nucleotide messenger RNA. RefSeq names its product natriuretic peptide C (gene NPPC). The coding region runs from base 154 to 531 and encodes 125 amino acids. Gene Ontology annotation, biological process: cGMP biosynthetic process; receptor guanylyl cyclase signaling pathway. Gene Ontology annotation, cellular component: extracellular region. The record is from RefSeq and is a predicted model, not a curated record. Lineage: Eukaryota; Metazoa; Chordata; Aves; Psittaciformes; Psittacidae. The transcript has 3 exons. Gene Ontology annotation, molecular function: hormone receptor binding; hormone activity.
ACUAGCUCGGCACUUCGCAGGCGGCAGGAGGGACCUCGGGGCUCCGCUCUGAACUUUGACUCCAGUCGGUCCCGGCCUCUCCCGGCGGCUCCCCCUGGCUCCUCGCUGCCCCCCCCCCCCCUUCCCCGGCCCCCUCUCGCUCGGCCCCGCAGGAUGCAGAUCUCACCCUUGCUGGCUGGUGGACUUUUACUCGCUCUGCUCUCCGUCAGGCUGGAGGCGAAGCCGGCGUCUCAGCUCCCACAGAAGGCCUCCCGCGGCUCGGCGGCGGCGGCAGCGGGUCCGCCCGAGGCGGCGGCGGCGGCGGAGCGGGAGAAGGAGCGGGAGAAGGAGCGCAGCGGCGGCGGCGGCGGCUCGGGCCCGCGGGAGGCGCGGGAGGCGCGGGGCGAGGCUCGGCCGCGGGCGGGCUGGGCGCGGCUGCUGCAGGACCCGCCGGGCCGCCGGCACAAGGGCCUGCACAAGAAGGGCCUGGGCAAGGGCUGCUUCGGCCUCAAGCUGGACCGCAUCGGCGCCAUGAGCGGCCUCGGCUGCUGAGGGACCCCUGGCGGGCUUUGAAUCCGUAGUCCAUUUUCUCCUACCGUGGCCAGGCACAACCAUCCCCCAGGCAACACCUAGAAAAGCAGAGACCCCCUGGAACAGACAAAAGAUGCGGCUGUGUUUUUCUUUUUGGUACGAGGAGUCAUGGCACCAGCUGUUUUGGUUUUGUUAUUUUUUAAAAAAGUGCUCUCUAUCUUAUAUAUAUUAUAUACACAAACACUCACCAAGACAAGGGACAGCGCUUUUCCAAGAGACUGAUGAAACCAGCUGUAUAACGUUGCUGUUUGUAAAUUCAUGUCAUGCAUAAAUGUAUUUAUGUUGUAAAGCUAUUUAUAUAUUGUUUAUAAAGAGAUAUUUAUAAGAAAUUAUUUAUGUAACUAAAUGAAAAGUCAAGCAUUGUAACAUUUUUUUGUCCUAAAAGUAGUUGAAAAACUUUUAAAAAAAAAAUCAUUCCAUGUGGCA